Molecule: messenger RNA, 297 nt
Organism: Lathyrus sativus (Indian pea)
Lineage: Eukaryota; Viridiplantae; Streptophyta; Magnoliopsida; Fabales; Fabaceae
Source: the annotation of a GenBank genome assembly
AUGGCAGAUGAAAAACAAGGACAUGGAACUAAUCCUCCUCAGGAGCAUACAAAUGAACCCUUGCCAAGGACUUAUAACCAACUUUUAGGGACAAACAACCCUCCAAAAACAAGUUGGCCUGAACUAGUUGGUGUCACUGCAGAAGAAGCAGAGAGGAAAAUAAAAGAAGAGAUGCCUGGGGCUGAAAUUCAAGUGGUGCCACAUGAUUCAUUUGUUACAGCUGAUUAUAGAAUCCAGAGAGUUAGAUUGUAUGUUGAUGAAUCUAACAAGGUUGUUAGAGUUCCUGCAAUUGGCUAA